CUUUUACGGCUUUUACUUUGAAAAUCGUUGCUGAGGCGCUCCAAAAUGGCUGAAUUGGACGUUGGAAAACAUUGUCAAAUUGAGUGUUGCAAGCAAAAAGACUUUCUGCCGUUUGUAUGUGACAGCUGCUCCGGAGUGUUUUGUCUCGAACACAGAAGCAGAGAUUCACACUCCUGUCCAGAGGUCUUGGUAAAGAAGGAUGUCUUGGAGUCAGGGGCCUGUACAUUGUAUCCAUGCACAUUUCAGGACUGCAAAGGCAGGGAGCUUUUACCUGUAAUCUGCCAACAUUGUGAAAAACAUUUCUGUCUUGUUCAUCGGCAUCAAGAAGACCAUAAGUGUGAGAAGUUGGAGACACCCAAACCUCGAAUGGUGGCAACACAGGAACUUGUGCAAAAAAUAGUAGAAUCAAAGAAGAAUGCACCGACCAGUAAAGGCAGAAAAGGGGCGAAGAAUAGUGCUACAGCUGCUAAAGUUGCCCUUAUGAAGCUAAAGCUACAUGCUACUGGAGAUAAAGGAUUGCCACAGACAGAGCGGACAUAUUUCCAGGUGUUUCUGCCAAAAGAUCUGAACACAUCCAGCUUGCCCAUGUUCUUUAGCUCUAAGUGGAGUGUGGGAAAAGUGGUCGAUUUUGCAGCUGCUCAGGCCAGCCUAAAGAACAACAACAAUGUGCUCACAGCCAAGAAACUGCGUUUGUGCCAUCCUGAAACCGGGGAGGCCAUUAAAAUGGAUGCAUGCCUCCAGUCGCUGCUCUCACUCUCAGAUUCUCCUCUCUAUAAUGGAGGCAACAUUAUCUUGGAAUAUCUGGAUAAUGAGAGUUCUGGAGUUGAAGAUGUCACAGCCUACAUUUCUUCCUCUUGAUCUAAAAAUGAUAACCUAGAAUUAAUGCUGUUCCUGUACUGAUAGAAGACAGUCCUCAACAACCGAUUAAGCCCAAGUUGCCAGAUCCACUGAGACAGGUGACCUGGAUGACCAGGAUGAAGCAAUAUUCAUAAUUUCAGUUUAUUUUGGUCCCUGCCAAAGUUAUUUGGAAGUUAUAGUGCCCAUGUUGAUGAAUGUGCCCCAAACUUGGUGUCCCUCCUCAGAAUCAUGUACUCUAUGGUUGAAGUUUCAUGAUAAGCCAUCUAAACAUCCAUACAAAUUUAGUCAAUACAUAAAAGCAUGUUUCUAAUAGUGCCUAGUUGUGAUCAAACAACAUCAAAAUUCAAGGGCAAAGAUAUAGAGUACUGUGCAGAAGUCUUAGGUACAUGCAAAGAAAUGCUGUAAAGCAGAGAUGCAUUAAAAAAAAAUUAAAAUUAAAUGUUUCCAUCUAAAAAAAAUACUAUAAAGAGCA
Messenger RNA from Pangasianodon hypophthalmus (striped catfish), 1330 nucleotides. It is a transcript of the gene zfand1, whose product is annotated as zinc finger, AN1-type domain 1. Gene Ontology annotation, cellular component: cytoplasm; cytoplasmic stress granule. Gene Ontology annotation, molecular function: zinc ion binding. The transcript is spliced from 9 exons. The coding region runs from base 46 to 858 and encodes 270 amino acids. Gene Ontology annotation, biological process: cytoplasmic stress granule disassembly. The record is from RefSeq and is a predicted model, not a curated record. Lineage: Eukaryota; Metazoa; Chordata; Actinopteri; Siluriformes; Pangasiidae.